GGUAAACUUCUUUUCGGCGCUUUUCCAGCUUUAUUCAUCGACGCUUGAGUCCUUAAGCUUGGACUUACAUAGAUUUUCAGCCGGGUGGCAGAGGUUCUGUUUCACUCAACCCUACAGAAAACAUCAAUAUGGCUUCAACGUGGCUAGAUCUCUCGUCUUUAUAUGGAAGUACAUCUAAGGUAGCCCUUCAAUUUCGCUCCAGAGUAGAUGGCACACUCCUGACACAAGAAAUUCAAACUCCGGGCACCAAGGCGAGAGCGUCCCAUCUCCCUUUCAACAUCAUGAAGGCGCGAACUAAUACACGUACUCGUGUGAGAGCUAAAAAUAUCUUCGCUGGGGAUGAUCCACGAGGACUGGCUGCUCCUUGGUGUUCACACUCUCUCAUCUCGGCCCCCUAUCGACAAAGACUAUACCUAUAGCAAUAAUGCG
Molecule: messenger RNA, 429 nt
Organism: Fusarium redolens
Lineage: Eukaryota; Fungi; Ascomycota; Sordariomycetes; Hypocreales; Nectriaceae
Exons: 1
Coding region: 129-419 (96 amino acids)
Biological process (GO): response to oxidative stress
Molecular function (GO): peroxidase activity; heme binding
Source: RefSeq, a predicted model, not a curated record